Molecule: messenger RNA, 829 nt
Organism: Thecamonas trahens ATCC 50062
Lineage: Eukaryota; Apusomonadida; Apusomonadidae
Product: thiol peroxidase
Exons: 1
Coding region: 51-551 (166 amino acids)
Molecular function (GO): thioredoxin peroxidase activity
Source: RefSeq, a predicted model, not a curated record
CACCCCACUACAGACCCCACACGUACACGCACACGUACACACACGCAAUCAUGUCCCAGACUACCGUGACGAUGAAGGGCAACCCGGUGCCGCUCACCGGGAGCCUCCCCGCUGUCGGCGACAAGGCGCCCGAGUACACGCUGGUGGGCACCAACCUGGCGCCGGUCACCCCGCCUGCCGGCAAGACCGUCAUCUCGGUCUUCCCCUCGGUGGACACGCCGACGUGCGCGGCCUCGGUGCGCCGCUUCAACCAGGAGGCUUCGUCGCGCGAGGGCGUCACCGUGCUCUGCGUCUCCAAGGAUCUGCCGUUUGCCAUGGCCCGCUUCUGCGGCGCCGAGGGCCUCGACAACGUUGUCUGCGGCUCGGCCUUCCGUUCCGACUUUGGCCACGCGUACGGCCUCGACUUUGCCGCCGGCCCGCUCGAGGGCCUCCUCGCUCGCGCCAUCGUCGUCGUCGAUGCCGAUGGCAACGUCGUCCACACCGAGCUUGUCCCCGAGGUCGGCGAUGAGCCUGACUACGCCGCAGCCCUCGCCGCCGUUGAUGCCCUCUAGGUCUGUUGAUCGUGCUGAUGGUGGUGGGUGUGACGGGGGGGCUCGGCUCACCCGCAACCUGCUCUCCACCCUGAAGCACAGCCUUCGACAUGAUCUUCACAAGAGAUAGAGAUGUUUGACCGCCCACGCGCCUCCCUCCCCUCCUCCAAUGCUCUCACCAUUUGUCACCCACCCCGCUGACUGCCACACUACCUGCCCACUGGUAGGCGCAGCCUUGUGUGACGAUCGCUCCUGAGCGCAGGCGGUGCAUUAUCGUCAGCUAAACUGUUUCGCAUCGG